Ogataea philodendri is the source of this 255-nucleotide messenger RNA. RefSeq lists its product as uncharacterized. The record is from RefSeq and is a predicted model, not a curated record. Bases 1 to 255 code for a protein of 84 amino acids. NCBI's taxonomy places the organism in Eukaryota, Fungi, Ascomycota, Pichiomycetes, Pichiales, Pichiaceae. The transcript has a single exon.
AUGGAAAAGAUGACAAACAGCGGCGCAAAACUGAACCCAACAAGUGCAAGGUUCCAGCAGACUAUGAGUGACCAGACCAUGGCCACGAGUGCAAGAGCAAUUAUAGCCAGGAUCUGGCUGGGCAGGUCGGAAAUGACAGUACGCAGAUCUCUUGUGUCGUUUAUUAACAGGGACGAUAUCUGGCUGGGCUGCACUCUUUGGAACCAUGUUGCUGGUUGUCUGAGAAUCUUGGAAAAAGCUUUCUGCUUCAGUUGA